Messenger RNA from Rotaria sp. Silwood2, 1692 nucleotides. The record is from the annotation of a GenBank genome assembly. NCBI's taxonomy places the organism in Eukaryota, Metazoa, Rotifera, Eurotatoria, Philodinida, Philodinidae.
AUGUCAAGUUUUCAUCGUAUCCGUCAAUCAUGGCGUCGAUCAAUUGGCUAUUUAGGUCUAUUCGGGGUCACAACGGUCACCAUCAUCAAUGCUACAUCGCGGUAUAAUGAUAAUAUUCAAGUGCAUGAUGCGUUUUCAAAUCAUUCACAUGAGCAAAACAAAAGGCAUGUGCUCUCCGGAAUGCACGAUCCAUUCAUUACUACCGAUUUACAUGAAUUAGAACUAUUUCAGAAGCAUUUUUCACACUUCUUCUACCUAUUUCACAUAGAUCUUGAUAUCUUGAAGCAAAAAUAUGCUUUAAAGACUCCUGUCAAGAUUCGACCCUAUACAGAAUGUCCUAUCCAAUUUCAAUCAUCCGUUCGUAAUCAGAAAACAUUGAUUGUUGGCGGUCCACCAGCAUUAGUCACUGGUGUCUCUAUGGUGCAAACUGAAAAAGAUAUAACUUAUAUCAAUGAUGAACGACGAAUACCGAUCGCUUUCGGUUCCGCCUGGCAUUUGGAACAAGAUGCGGAAUCAGAGGCACCCACUGCAUAUCGACCUACGAAAUUCUUAGUCGAACAACUCGUUCGCGCGAUAUUUCGAUACGUCAGUUACGCAUCGAUUCAGCAAACCGGUCACUUCCCAUGGAGAACGUUAGAUUGGAUCAGUUGGCUACGGCAUCCUGAUCAUUGGUUUGUUGGAUUUAAAAUAGGGCUAGCCUUUCAGUUGUUCACUAUAUUCGAAGAUCGAACGACUAUGUUGAAAAAAGUUGCUGCACAAUGUAUUGCAAAUGAAAAGUUUUUCGAACGUUUAAAUCAGGAAUUGGAUGGCAAACUUCUUUUACCUGAAAAAGGAUCGAUUUGGGUUGCCCGAACCAGUGAGGAAAUUUCAGAACUACAAACGUUGAAAGCAGCUUUAGAAAACGAAGGUAGAACUUUUAGAAUUUUAUCCAAGGAAGAAAUGCUUCAACGCUAUGGCUUCAUUCCCAAUGGUCAGAUGUAUGGCGAAAAACAACAUGAUAGAGUCAUGUUCUCGAACUUUAUGAAGAUACUCAUUAAUUAUAUUCGAAAUCAAGGAGGCAAAUUUAUUGAUGGAACACUUACUACGAUCUAUGUUGACGAUCAGCAGUCAGGAGGUAUCGCUGAAUAUGACACACCUGAUGGUCAAAAACAUUAUCUCCCGUUUUCUCGCUUAAUUCUAUCGCUGGGUAACCAGCCGAUUAUUGGCAAAAAUAAUAGGCCUUUGUUUGAUGUUGUUGCUGCUCGAGGAGUAUCAAUAUUGGCACAUGUCUACGUACCCUUAGAUUAUCGACUACCUCCUGUUUUGGUUUGUGGUGAAACAAAUGAUGCGACAAAAUUAUCCGAAAAUCCUGCGCAAGUGAAAGAUUCUCAAGGAAAGAUUUACAAUUUGUAUUUGAUGCGAUUCACCGCCGGAGCCUGCAUUACACCGAAUGUUUCCGAUGAAAGUGCUGCCAACUAUGACGGAACGAUUGCUGUGGGCCUAGUCACUGCGGUACGAAAAACAUUAGGCGAAUCAUGUCGAAUCGAACCGCUCCUUGUACAUGGUUGUAAUCGACAAGUCUGUCGUUAUGGACAGAUUUCUUGGAUUGAACCGUUUCCCGGAAUUCAUGUGCAAUACGGAGCGGCUGGAGGUGGUCUCACACGAGCACCGGAUUUUGUAGCACGACUGGCUUCAUAUAGUUCGUCUCCUUAA